GUGACCUUUGACCUAACAAGAUGGUAUUGUUAUUGCCGGUAUCGUUCGUUGAGCUUGGGUGUUUGAUUUGUGUGUUUAACCGCCUACAUUUAUUCAUGUAUAUACAUACGGGGGCCAGAUACGACUGCCGACCAACUUCACACCAGCAUUAACCCCUUCUGCAUGUGUCUGUGUGGGAUUGUAACCAAUGCAAUUUACAAUGGAAAUAUUGAUAGCUCUAUUCUUCACCAGCGCAAUAUUUACUGUUCAUGUGGAUAGCGGUUCCUCGUGUGUUCGUUUCACCAAAAAUGAUCCGUGUCAACAAUUCUAUUUUCAUUUCAAUAAGGAUGGAAGCAUAUCUAAAAACGAAAGCAACAUUUUUAAUGUUACUGCAAAAUUAGGAAACUCAAAACGUGAAGCACUAGAUGCAUUUUUCUGCAUGGUAUUUUACACGCCUUGUGGGGCAAGUGUUGAUUACUUGCUUCCAAAAGUCAAAAAACCACAUGUGGUGCCAUGUCGAGAAUUCUGUAAGUCCACUUGGAAAUUGUGGCGCCGGAUGUUUAUAAAAAAGAGGAUACCCGAAGAAUCUGCCUGGCCUUGGGGACUGAGGUGUGAGAGCUUCCCCAAAAAAGACUGUAUAAAGCGUUCAGAUUACGGCACAUGGAAAUACCUUCACAAACAUUCCAAACUUGACAAUGAGAUUCCAAUUUUGAGGGACGAUGAUGAUGAGAUUGAGGACACGCCGCCCCUUCAGACACCCGAACCUAUUCAUCCGCGUCGGUAUGACGUCAUAGACCAGGGCAAUAGCAGUUUGUACCGGGGCUGGGCCGACGUCCAGGAAACAGGAGCUGCCAAUGAUUACUGCAGGGUCGUCGGGAAAGGGAAGAAACAGUUUUUGGCUUGUGCCCUGGCCGGAAGUAGUGGCCAGGAUCACCGGUAUGUGUCAAAGAUGGGAUUUGACCAUGGCCUUCAUAACACGUGGUACAUGCGUGACGCCGACAAUGACGGAAGAGAUGAUUAUUGCAGGUGUGUAGGAAACAGUACUGUGUCUAUAAUAUCCUGUAUGAAGGCGGAGAGCAAUGGUUUCCGGAGCAGUCCAUUGGUGGGCGGAAGUCAAUAUUCCUUUAAUUUGAUUGGCUCAGAUGGAUGUUUCGGACAGGAAGUGAAUCCUGUUACUGGUCUUUAACACAUUGUUCACCGCAAUUAAGAAAGUGCUAUUACUAUGUGCCGUAUUCAUGUACAGUAUGUAUGCGCGAUGAAUGACAGAUCUAUGGUCUAGUACACGUUUUAUUUUAUUGAGAAUAUUGAUGUAUGGGAAAAAAUGGGAAAACAUCGUUAACACAUUGUCUCUUGGUAUAACAAAACAUAUAUGGUUUGUAUAAAUAUUUCAUUGUUAUUUAUUAAAGGAAUACCAAAUCAAUUA
Molecule: messenger RNA, 1402 nt
Organism: Pecten maximus
Lineage: Eukaryota; Metazoa; Mollusca; Bivalvia; Pectinida; Pectinidae
Exons: 4
Coding region: 188-1165 (325 amino acids)
Molecular function (GO): protein binding
Source: RefSeq, a predicted model, not a curated record